AUGGAAUUUUUGAAGCCUCUGCACCCUCACCAUGCACCCAUUUUACGCCUUCCCUUCCACGGCCACCCCUCUUCUUCUCAAUCUCAAUCCCCGCUUCCCGUCCCCAUGCUUCCCAAGGUUCAUGUAGCUGUUGGCAAAUCGCUUGAUAAAGCAACUACCUUGCUUCAAUGGACCUUAAACCACUUUCAGAACGCGGAAAUCGUUGUAGUACAUGUUUAUCAACCUUCUCUCACGAUCCCCACUCUGUUGGGGAAAUUGCCUGCAUCACAGGCUAGUCCUUCUGUGGUGUCUGCUUUUCGAAGGGUGGAGAGAGAGCAGACCAUGAAGCUUUUGGACAAGUACUUAACCGUUUGCCGCUCAGCUAGGGUGAAGGCAAGCAUUAUUGUAACUGAAGCUGACCAAGUCCAAAAUGGAAUUGUUGAUUUGGUUGUUAAGCAUAAUAUUCAGAAGCUUGUCAUUGGAGCAGUGCCAGAAAAUUGCAUGAAAUUGAAAAGGAGUUCCGGUAAAGCAAAUUUCACUGCAAAAAAUGCUCCUCCAUUCUGUGAAAUAUGGUUUAUCUAUAAGAGAAAACACAUUUGGACAAGAGAGGCUUCUGAAACACCAUGCUCUUCAUCGUCGUGUGCUCAGCCUGAGAUUGCCGCUGCAGAAAGCUUGAGAUGUAGAUCUUUCCAGUAUGGUAAGAAUGAAUUAUUUGACUCCGAAUAUCUUCAACCAAAUUCGGCAAGAUCUACUGCUGGUUCUGGAAUUAGAAGUUGGGUUCAUGGGGAAAUCAUUGAAACUGAAGCCACAUUUUCAUCCAAAGCAUCCAGUUGUAGCAGUCGGGGUUCCCCUCAAAAUUCUUCUCGGGCUUAUUUAGAUUCAUAUCUAGAGGCCAUGGAAGAAAAUGUUAACAACCAACUUACUGAAACCAAGAGAGAAGCCGAGGAAGUAAGAGACGAAGCCUUUGCAGAGCUAUUUAAGUGUGAGAGGUUAGAAGUUGAAGCCAUGGAAGCCAUAAGGAAGGUCAGUUUGUUUGAAUCUGCCCAUGUGCGUGAAGUAAAGCUCAGAAAAGAGGCCGAGGAAGCACUGAGAGCCACAGUACAAGAACAACAAAAGCUCUUGAAUGAGAGUGAAGAAAUUGCUAGCGAGCUACAAAUGACCAUGAGAAAUAUUGCGCUGUUGGAUAGUCGCGCCCAGGAAGCAAACCGUAGGCGUGAUGAAGCUGCAGAUGAGCUAUCACUAAUUCAAGAAUCCAUCUCAACCCUGUGGCAAGAACGGCAGCAGAUAAGGAGACAGAAAAUGGAAGCCCUACGUUGGCUUGAGCGGUGGAGAAGUCGAGGACAAGUUGGAGCAACUCAUUGCAAUGGGGUCAUUGGGUUUCCUGAAGAAUUACCCGAGUUAGCAGAGUUUUCAUUAGCAGAUCUUCAAAAUGCCACAUGUAAUUUUUCCAAUAGCUUUAAAAUUGUGCAAGGUGGAUUUGGUUGUAUAUACAAGGGGGAAAUGUUGGGUAGGACUGUCACUAUAAAAAAGUUCCAUCAACAUAACAUGCAAGGACCAUUGGAGUUUCGUCAAGAGGUUCAAGUUCUUGGUAGUCUCCAGCACCCUCAUUUAAUCACUUUGCUUGGUGUUUGCCCUGAAGCCUGGUCAAUUGUAUAUGAAUACCUCCCCAACGGAACACUUCAAGACUAUCUAUUCCGAAAAAGCAACAAUUCCCCUCUGACAUGGAAUACCCGAGCACGAAUGAUUGCUGAAAUCGCUAGUGCACUCUGCUUCCUACAUUCUUUUAAACCCGAAACUAUUAUCCAUGGUGAUCUGAAGCCAGAAACUGUACUACUCGAUUCUUCACUUGGUUGCAAAAUUUGUGGAUUUGGGUUCUGCAGUCUGGUAAAUGAGGAGUCUCUCCUCCGUCCUAGUUUCCGUUUGAGCACAGAACCAAAGGGUGCUUUCACAUAUAUGGAUCCAGAGUUUGAUAGAACUGGAAUACUAACAACAAAAUCUGACAUCUACUCCUUCGGGCUCAUCAUUUUACAACUCCUCACUGGUAGUACACCAGUUGGAUUAGCAGUUCUAGUACGCAAUGCAGCUUCAUGUGGAAAAUUGUCUUCAAUUCUUGAUUCUUCUGCUGGAGAGUGGCCCGCCCCUGUGGCAUCGCGAUUGGUUGAACUUGGUUUGCAAUGCUGUCAACAAAAUCGUAGAGACAGACCAGAUUUAACACCUACACUAGUGAGAGAAUUGGAGCAGAUGCAUGCCUCAGAAGAGCGACCAGUGCCAUCUUUUUUCUUAUGUCCAAUCCUUCAGGAAAUAAUGCAUGAUCCUCAAGUUGCAGCAGACGGAUUUACCUAUGAAGGAGAUGCCAUACGUGAAUGGUUGGAAAAUGGGCAUGACACUUCUCCCAUGACUAAUUUGAAAUUGAAUCACCUUUUCCUUAUUCCCAACCACGCACUUCGACUUGCCAUCCAAGACUGGCUUUGCAAAUCUUGA
This is a messenger RNA of Sphenostylis stenocarpa, 2460 nucleotides long. NCBI's taxonomy places the organism in Eukaryota, Viridiplantae, Streptophyta, Magnoliopsida, Fabales, Fabaceae. The record is from the annotation of a GenBank genome assembly.